Meriones unguiculatus (Mongolian gerbil) is the source of this 1914-nucleotide messenger RNA. RefSeq names its product small integral membrane protein 41 (gene Smim41). The coding region runs from base 924 to 1409 and encodes 161 amino acids. Lineage: Eukaryota; Metazoa; Chordata; Mammalia; Rodentia; Muridae. The record is from RefSeq and is a predicted model, not a curated record. The transcript is spliced from 2 exons.
GCUUGUGGUGUAAGACAUCCACACACGCCGGUGCUGGCCAGCCAGGUGUAACCCUGACCUGUCCCAUGGAGGGGCCCGUGGGGUGGCUUGUGGUUACUGGGGCAUCUGAGGAAAGGCGGUCUUGGGACUAUGGUGUCCCGUGACGGUGCUCAGGUUGGCCCGUCCUCACUCUUUAUGGCAGUGCUCGGGGACACACUCACCUCUACACAGGCACACGGUCUCCACUGCUGUGCUUUGUGCUUUGUUCAUUUGCUCUCUGUGAUGCCCUUGACUACGCCUGGGGAGAUCUGAGUGCAGCUGAGUGUGCUGCCUGUCAGGAGAAAUGCUGGAGCUGCGGCAUCCUGGUCAUGGUCCUGGAGCAGGGUGCAUGGCCAGGGUUGUGCCUGCGUUGCCUCUGGCUGUUCCCUGACAGGCUCUGGUGUUCUACUCUCAGUCUCUGGCUCUGGAGGAUGCCGGAGAGGGCUUGGUGAUGGAAAAGGUGCCGUCACAAGUUUGCCCAGCAUGCUGUGAUCUGGGCUGUGACCUUGUGACCCCCUCCCCUCUUGCCCUCUAGAUCUGUGCCCUUGGUAAAUAGGACAGAAGGGAAAGAAUGGAGGCAGGCCUUGCCAUUGGGUACCUUGUUGUAGCCAUCCUUUCUGGCCUGGGGUCUGGAAGAGUCCCGUAUUCUGCUUGCCUGCCCUGAGGGAAGGGUUUCCACCAUUCUGACUGUCCCUGUGGACAAGAAGUGUUGAACUUGUAGGUGGGAACAGAGAGCUGUUUGCCCUGUGCUUUGCUCAGAGUGGUCCGCGCUGGGGCCUGGGUGGGUGUGGGGUGUCCAGAAUCUUAGAGGUUCUGAUAAGCCCGGAGGGCGCAGAAUCUUGGCCUUUGCAAAGGAGGAAAGCCUUGGGGACAGUCCUGGGCUUACCAGCAAUUCUGAGUUACGGAUGUGGAGUUGGGGAACAGAUAGUCCAGGCGUAAGACACAGCCUGUCACAGGAAGCCCUAGAGGCCACUCUGGAGAAGCCUGUGUGGGAGGGGCCUGAGCAGGAUCUCUGCAUGGAGUUGGGCAGAGUGGGUCGUAGGCCCCCUGGAGGCCCGCCCCUUAAAUACGUUGACUGGGCCUCAGCUCCAAGCGUGCAUAUCUGGCCAGCUGCUGGGAGCAUGAACGGCUCCCAGGUGGGAGCCUCGGCCAAGGCCGCCUGGCUGAGCUGCUGCAACCAAUCGGGGUUGCCACUUGGGACCCCAGAGGGGCCACGCAUGGCGCAGGCGGUAGUGCUGGGCGUGCUGUCGCUCCUGGUGCUCUGCGGGAUCCUGUUCCUGGGUGGUGGGCUCCUCCUGCGAGCCCAGGGUCUGACAGCCCCGUUGGCUCGAGAGAGGACCGCAUCACAGGAGGCUGAGCCUGGUGCCUGUGCAGGGGACGAUGACUCUUGAGUUCUGCCUCCUGUGCCGUCGGAGCUCAUUUCUGUGGAGCGCAGCAGAAGGCCCAUCACACAAGCCUGCCCAGGUGCUGGAGCUGGCUGUGUGCCUCUUGGAGAGCUCUCCCUCCACCCGCUGUCAUCCCAGGGAACCCCAGCUGCCCGCCACACCCACUUUGUGUCGCAGUCGACGGACCAAGGACACCUGGCCUGUGGUGACGCCUCAUCCUGGGACCGUGACACUCUGAGCCACCUCUGAGCUGUGACACUCCUGUGUGACACUCCUGGAGUGGGACAGAAAUGAGUGUGCCCUGGGCACUGAAGUGGCUUUACACCCCAACUGCCCUCUCACGCUAGGCCUCUGUGGACGUGUGCACAGCCUCUGUCCUGCCCGAUGCCAGCCUGACGGCCCGGCAGCCUAGUGCUGUGAGGACCGUGGGCUAGCACCUCCCAUCUGGGGCGUGCGACAGCCGUCCAUCAGCGCACAUCGCUUCCCGUGGCUUGCUAUUAAAGAGGCCGGA